Messenger RNA from Oncorhynchus nerka (sockeye salmon), 708 nucleotides. RefSeq lists its product as uncharacterized. The annotation marks the transcript as partial. Lineage: Eukaryota; Metazoa; Chordata; Actinopteri; Salmoniformes; Salmonidae. The transcript has a single exon. The record is from RefSeq and is a predicted model, not a curated record.
UCAUCAUCAUCACUACCAUCAUCACCAUCAUCAUCACUAUCAUCACCAUCAUCAUCACUACCAUCAUCACUACCAUCACUACCAUCAUCACUAUCAUCACUACCACCAUCAUCAUCACCAUCAUCAUCACUACCAUCAUCACUACCAUCAUCACUACCAUCAUCAUCAUCACUACCAUCACCAUCAUCACCAUCAUCAUCACUACCAUCAUCACUAUCAUCACUACCAUCAUCACUACCAUCAUCACUACCAUCAUCACUACCAUCAUCACUACCAUCAUCACUACCAUCAUCACUACCAUCAUCACUACCAUCAUCACUAUCAUCACUACCAUCAUCACUAUCAUCACUACCAUCAUCACUACCAUCAUCACUAUCAUCAUCACUACCAUCAUCACUACCAUCAUCAUCAUCAUCACUACCAUCAUCACUAUCAUCAUCACUACCAUCAUCACUACCAUCAUCACUACCAUCACCAUCAUCACUAUCAUCAUCACUAUCAUCAUCACUACCAUCAUCACUAUCAUCAUCAUCAUCAUCACUACCAUCAUCACUAUCAUCACAACCAUCAUCACUAUCAUCAUCAUCAUCACCAUCAUCACUACCAUCAUCACUAUCAUCAUCACUACCAUCAUCAUCAUCAUCACUACCAUCAUCACCAUCAUCAUCACUACCAUCAUCAUCACUACCAUCAUCACCAUCAUCAUCA